UUUUGCGUUUUCAAUUUGUCUUUUUUAUGCUUAGCUUAGUUUUUCGGUUUUUGUGAAUAUUAAUCAAUUAUUUAAUCAUUUAUGUAUUUAUGAAGAACUAUAAAUAGUGCAAGAGAUUCCAUUAAUAAAAAAAUAUGAUGAUUUUGAAGCGUGGUUCUUAUUUAUAGCGCGGUGGCGGGUUGCGAGCAGGGGGCGGGCUCGGGCGGGCGGCCCGGCGACACCAUUCGGCGCGUCAAGGUGAAGAUGUCGUCAGUGUCGGCGCAGGGCGUGGUGGAGCGCGCGUCGGCCGAGCUGUCGCGCCGCAUCACGGGGCUGGGGCUGCGCGGCCGCAAGCGCUCGCCCGGCGUGGUGGAGCGCGUGGCGCACGCGCUGUGCGGGCCCGCCGCCGCCGCCGCGCCGCGCCUGCCGCGUCGCCGCCGCCCCGCGCCGCGCCCGCUGCAGUGGAGCCAGUUCAUACUCGAAGACCGAUUCCUUGAAAAGUUUUUUCUUUAUUUCAAUGCGAACGAAAGAAAAUCGCUAGCCCAAGUGUGCACAAAAUGGCGUGACAUUCUCUACUCCACGCCUCGCUGGUGGUCCGGGUUGGUUGCCGUGUUGGAUUGCCGCGAGCUGCGCUCUGAGUCUGGCUGUUGCAUGCAGAGGUUUUACAAUUCUGUGGUACGAAGAGGAAUUCGCGGCAUCAUUUUAAUAUCUGCCACAGAUGAUGAUAUUAAUGAGUUUAUAAAACAGUUUCCUGUAUCUGCACAUCAUGUACAUGCUAUUGGUUUAAAAGGGUGCACAAUAACAGAUAGAGGAUUGGAGGCAAUAUUGGAUCACUUACAGGUUCUAUUUGAACUAGAACUAACUGGCUGCAAUGAAAUAACGGAGGCUGGUUUGUGGGCAUGUCUAACUCCUCGGAUUGUCUCACUUACGCUUACUGACUGCAUUAAUAUUGCUGAUGAGGCUGUGGGAGCGGUAGCGCAACUAUUGCCGUCAUUAUACGAGUUUUCGUUGCAAGCAUACCAUGUGACGGAUGCGGCUCUUGGCUACUUCUCGCCAAAACAAAGUGCAUCACUCAGUAUAUUGAGGCUACAUAGUUGCUGGGAAUUAACUAACCAUGGUGUUGUCAAUAUCGUGCACUCGCUGCCGAACCUGACUGUGCUGUCGCUGAGCGGCUGCAGCAAGGUGACGGACGAGGGCGUAGAACUGCUGGCCGAGAACCUGCCGCGCCUGCGGAGCCUCGACCUGAGCUGGUGCCCGCGCGUCACUGACAACGCGCUCGAGUACAUCGCCUGCGACCUCAACCAACUCGAAGAGCUCACGCUGGACCGAUGCGUACACAUAACGGACAUAGGCGUGGGCUACAUCAGCACGAUGCAGUCUCUGGUGGCGUUGUUCCUGCGCUGGUGCUCGCAGGUGCGCGACUUUGGCGUGCAGCAUUUGUGUGGCAUGAGAUCUCUGCAGCUACUAUCUUUAGCAGGCUGUCCCCUGCUGACAUCAGGCGGGCUAUCGAGUCUGAUCCAACUCCGGCAACUACGGGAGCUGGAGCUCACGAACUGCCCCGGCGCGUCGCCGGAGCUCUUCGACUAUCUGCACGAGCACCUACCGCGAUGCCUCAUCAUAGAGUAAGGUACUGCACACGACUGAUACGAUUCCACAACUACUUAUGGCAAACGUGACGCGCAGGUUUUUGAGCCUUGAAUGUAAAAACCUACCAGCAUAUUAAGUAAGGUGAUAUCAGAUGGUUCAUUUGAGUGAUUGUUUCAUUUUUUUUUCAUUCCACAUUCAUGGACAAAAUGUUUAUUCGCUCUUUUUUCGAAUAUGCCGUCGAAUGGAUUGUGUGUAUGUGUAUGUGUGAAGAAUCUGUUUGUUUUAUUAUCACAAAAGAGCAAAGUUACUCAGAAAAAAGAAGUCUGUUUUGUUCAUUCCAUUUUUCCGCACAUAUACAGAAUAAUAUAUUUUAUUACAGUGUUGUCCUUCUACUAGACGUAUGUAGGACGUAAGAUAAUGAGACCGAACUCAAGUGAACAUUCUCUCUGUGUUCAGACGUUCUCUAAAUUGAGACUAUUAUUUUUCGUUCGUUCGCGUCGCGAGUGAUAGAUGCGAAUACCGAAUUGUGAAUUUGUAACAUCGUUGAAUCGGUCAACUUAUAAAUGUAUUCGUCUUCUUUUAAUCAGAUGUCUCAUUUUGAACGAAGAGUGUUGAAUGAAAGACAGAAAUGAACACAAAAUAAACCGUCUGAUAUCACGCAGUACGUCGUGCUGCUACCGGUGGCGAUCGGAGUCUUCCGUUUAUUUAUGGACUUGCACAGUAGCACACUACUCAGUCGCGUAUAAUUUCAGACUACCACUGGCAGACGAUUUGUCAAUCAACGUUUCUGCCAUGAUUCGUGUAUAUAAAUGUAAAAGAAUUAUCAUAGGGUCUCCAAACUUAUUUCUACAUUUUUGUUUUAUUUUAUUUAAAGCAUCUAUUUUAUUGCAAUGAUGAUAUUGUGGGUGAUUCUGUUGUAUACAAUCUCUAAACUUAAGUUAAAUGAAAGAUCUAAAUCUAUUACUAUUCUAAAAAUUAUACUACCCACAAAAAAGGAUUUUACUGUCAUUUAAUUUCGUACAUUAUUUAUUGUGUACAACUGAAUUAAUCAUAUUGUUUAUUACAAAAUAUGUAAUUUAACAGUUAAAAUCACUUUGCCACAAUAUGAGCUGCGUUUGUGGUCGCGAGCGAUGUCUUCACUCUUCAGUGAAGGCACAGUGGAAAGCCCUUGAAAGCAACCACUGAAGCUACGCGUGCAUCUAAAACCGGUCAUGGAUCGGAAUCGGCAUAGGGAUUUUUUUUAAGAGAUAUUAAUUGGAGACUCCUAUUUAAUAUUGCAAACCAAGACGUACAAUU
Maniola jurtina (meadow brown) is the source of this 2862-nucleotide messenger RNA. Its product is annotated as F-box/LRR-repeat protein 16. Gene Ontology annotation, molecular function: protein binding. The record is from RefSeq and is a predicted model, not a curated record. Gene Ontology annotation, cellular component: SCF ubiquitin ligase complex. Lineage: Eukaryota; Metazoa; Arthropoda; Insecta; Lepidoptera; Nymphalidae. Gene Ontology annotation, biological process: SCF-dependent proteasomal ubiquitin-dependent protein catabolic process. The transcript has 7 exons. The coding region runs from base 244 to 1605 and encodes 453 amino acids.